This is a messenger RNA of Daktulosphaira vitifoliae (grape phylloxera), 1301 nucleotides long. RefSeq names its product elongation of very long chain fatty acids protein AAEL008004-like. NCBI's taxonomy places the organism in Eukaryota, Metazoa, Arthropoda, Insecta, Hemiptera, Phylloxeridae. Gene Ontology annotation, biological process: sphingolipid biosynthetic process; fatty acid elongation, saturated fatty acid; very long-chain fatty acid biosynthetic process. The record is from RefSeq and is a predicted model, not a curated record. Gene Ontology annotation, molecular function: fatty acid elongase activity. The coding region runs from base 164 to 1006 and encodes 280 amino acids. Gene Ontology annotation, cellular component: endoplasmic reticulum membrane. The transcript is spliced from 8 exons.
GUAUCAUUUACAGUUUUCAAGAAGAAACGGUGUGUAUGUUUUAGAUUCUAUCAUUUUUUUUCAAAUCAUUGUAUUUCAAACAAUUUUUCUAAUUAUAAUUUUUAUUAGUGAUAAAAAUAUAUCAAAUUGUUUUAAGAGUUUUUAAGUAAAUAAAAUAUACGUGAUGAAUGCUGAUGGAGGAUUAAAAAUGAAUUUCACAACAGACGUUAGUCAUACAUUUAUUGAUCUGUUGCAGAAAGAAUUAGUAUGGGAUGAUGAAGUCGAUUCUUGGAUGUUCAUGAGAUCUCCAAUACCAGUAUUUUCAAUUGUGAUUAUUUAUUUAAUAUUCAUAUUGAAAUUUGGUCCAAAAAUAAUGGAAAAUCGAAAUCCAAUUAAUUUGAAGUACCCAAUGCUGCUCUACAAUAUUAUUCAAGUUGCUUUUAAUGCUUAUAUGGUUUCACUGUUUUUUACAACACCUGGAGCAAUUAAUCAUCAUUUUAAUUAUUUAUGUCAUCCAUUACCAAGAAGUUCAAACAAAAAUCUUUUGCUUGAGCUUAACAAAGCAUCGUGGUUUUUCUUCGUAUCAAAAUUAAUGGAUCUCACCGAUACCGUGUUUUUUGUUCUACGAAAAAAACAAUCGCAAGUAACAUUUCUGCAUAUUUAUCAUCAUUGUAACAUGGUAAUCUCAUGUUGGGCAUAUCUUAAGCUUAUAAAAGGAGAACAGUUGCUUCUAUGUGGCCUUAUAAAUGCAACAGUCCAUGUUAUUAUGUAUAGUUAUUACUUUUUAUCUGCAUUAGGACCUCAAAUACAAAAAUUUUUAUGGUGGAAAAAAUAUUUAACUAGAAUACAGAUUGUACAAUUUUUAAUAAUAAUAGCCUACCAAACGUGUUUGUACCUAUUUGAUUGCAACUUUCCUAAACUAUUUGUUAUGUAUUGUAUUGCCAAUGGAAUAUUAUUCUUAUACUUAUUUAUUAUGUUCUACCAAAAAACAUACACUAAAAAUGAAAAAAAAGAACGCAUUGAUUAAAAAUUGCAUCUGAAAAUAACUAAGAUCAUUUAUUAAAUAAAUUACGAUGGAUUUAUAACACGAUGAACCAAAUUGGUUUAUAUAUUGUUUAUAUUAUAAAUAAUUUUUUCUGUUUUGCCAUAAUCUGAGUAUUUGUAUAAUUUGAGUUUUUACAAAAUGUAAAUGUAACAUAAUAUUUUUUUUUUUUAUUUAAGAUAGAACGAUUGUUGUGAAAAAUGUAUUAAUUUCAUUUAUUUAUAUGUUAUAAUUUGACUAAUUUUAAUUAGAUUUUUUAAUAUAAUUAUUCUGAUAAAUA